UUCUGAAAACUGUAGAAGCUCAUCAUGGCGGCCCACACCUUUAAUGUCAGCACUUGGGAGGCAGACACAGGAGAAUCUCUGUUGAGUUCAAGGCCAGCCUGGUCCAAACAGUGACUUCUAAGAAAGCUAGGUAGAAAGAUUCUGUCUCAAAACAAAACAACACCCACCAACCAACAGAACAAAAAAAACAGCCUGGUCUACAUAGUAACUUUCAGGACAGCCAUGUAGAAAGAGCCUGUCUCAAAAUGACAACAAAAACCAAAACAAACCAACAAAGAGAUAACAAAUAAAUGUAAUAAAUUUAACAACAUAUUAUUAACAGCUUAUCGGAUAAGCAAAUCUUUAUUGAUCAUCCUCAAGCCCACAAAAGAGAAGUUCUUGUGGGAACUUCAUCUUGGGGUUGGGGGAGGGGGAGAUGAUGUGUACAUCCCUCCAAGGCAGCUGAAUUUACAGAACCCAAAUGGAAAAAUGGCUGACAGGUCAGACAGCAGGGAAUGUGACACUCCAGCUGUUGGGAGGAUCAGCCCUGCCAUGGGGUCGUUGGGAGGAAGGAUGAGGUCAGUAGUGUUGAAGGCCAGGAUUUAAAAGAAUGCUCGCUGGUAGCAACCACUUAUUCCAGGUGGGGGUGUGGUCCAGACUGGGGCUGAGGAAGCUCGCCCAGUACCUGGUUGAUGCCUGGACUCCUGGGCAUUGCCAGCCAAGGCUUUGCCUACACGCCUGGCCUGGCCUCUCUGGCGAAUGGGGGAGGAGCUGCUACUCAGGCCUGAUGCUGAUCUCCCCUGACAGCUUGCUCCUAAGGCUGGCAAGCAGGAGGCAGGGGGGGAGGGACCAGAUUUAAAGACCCACCUGCCCCGCCCUCUGCCAGAUUUGGGCAAGCCAGAGGCUGUGAACACCCUAUGAGCACACUGUGUCCAGGGAAACAGGCCAGGGACCCCUACGCAUUGGUUUCUACUUCUUGAUACCCUGGACAACAUCUAGUCUUCGUUUCUGCUCCCACUCCACUGGCCCACAGGGAGACCAAUUGCCCCCCACUAUGAGAUUUCGCCGCCUGACCCCUGGCUACUUCCGGGUGCUACAGGUAAGUACAUUUAAAUACCAGCUUUCAACACUGACCUAUUCCUCCCCCACUCCCCCCUUGGCGGGGCAGAUACCCCCCAACAGCUCGGCUGUCACGUUCCCCGCUGCCUGACUAGCCGGGACCCAGAUAGGCAGUGAGGCGAGAGGGAUCGGGGUGGAAUCUCCCCGGGGCGGAAAUGGCAUCCGUGUAUCUUCCUCACCCAGCUGUACCGUCUUAUCCCCUUCCUACUUAGCAGUCUCACUCUUCCCCCAGAUGCAGGUGGCCGGGGAGCUGAAGGCAGAGCCCCGGAGUCCGCUGGUCGGAAUUGUGGCUACGUUGCUGGCGGUCCUAGGGUUAGGUGGGUCCUGCUACGCCGUAUGGAAGAUGGUGAAGCAACGGCAGCCAUCACAGGCCCCAUGAUGAGGCAGGGAGCCUCUCAC
Meriones unguiculatus (Mongolian gerbil) is the source of this 1497-nucleotide messenger RNA. RefSeq names its product ZNF593 opposite strand (gene Znf593os). The record is from RefSeq and is a predicted model, not a curated record. NCBI's taxonomy places the organism in Eukaryota, Metazoa, Chordata, Mammalia, Rodentia, Muridae. The transcript has a single exon. The coding region runs from base 1331 to 1477 and encodes 48 amino acids.